GGACAAAGCCCCAUCUUUUGGCAUGCCCCUGAAUCCCUCGCAGAUAAUAUAUACUCCAGAGAAUCAGAUGUAUGGAGUUUUGGGGUCCUUUUGUAUGAACUCUUCACCUACUGUGAAAGAAGUUGCAGCCCAUCAGCAGAAUACCGCCGUAUGAUGGGGCCUCACAAUUCCCAGCAAACAGUAUGUGCACUUGUAGAAAUGCUACGAGCUGAAAAAAGAUUGCCUUCACCACCAAACUGUCCUGCACAGGUACAUAAGAUGAUGCUCUCAUGCUGGUCUUUCGUCCCUUCUGAGAGGCCUUCAUUUAGUGUUCUGGAGCACCAAUGUGAGCAACUGAGGAAGAUGAUCCAGAGUGGAGCUGAAUAUACAACAGAUUAUAAUUUAAUACCUGAUAGACUGAAUUCUGCUUAA
Molecule: messenger RNA, 411 nt
Organism: Staurois parvus
Lineage: Eukaryota; Metazoa; Chordata; Amphibia; Anura; Ranidae
Source: the annotation of a GenBank genome assembly